Blepharisma stoltei is the source of this 759-nucleotide messenger RNA. The record is from the annotation of a GenBank genome assembly. Lineage: Eukaryota; Ciliophora; Heterotrichea; Heterotrichida; Blepharismidae.
AUGAGCAAAAACCAUUCUGAAUCAUCUUUCAGAGAUCGAAUUCAUCGCCUAUCUUCCAAGCUCAGUUCAAUCCAAACCUCCCUCGAAGGGGAUCGCACAUCUCGCUUAGAUUCAAUCGAUAAAAAGCUUCAAACAAUAGAAGAGCAACUUUUUGAAUCCCAAGAACAAAGCACCAAGAAAUUCGGCUCCUUAAAAGACAACCUCCUAAAAAUCCAAAAAGCCCUUGAUGAAGAACGGUCUACACGUGAAGCCUUUUUCGAAGUAAAAUCACGUGAACUAUCGGAAAUCCAGAACCGCAUGCAUGAAAUUAUUGUAAAAGCUGGAAACUCACGAAAAGAGAAUGAAAUUCGCUCCCAAAGACUUAUUGACGAAAGAAUAGAGAGCAUCAAAAAUGAACUUUUAAGAGAAAUUCGUCAGCGUGAAGAAGCAGAAAGAGAAGCGAAAUUAUAUUUUAGUAAGGAUCUGCCGAAACUUUAUGAAUUUGUGGAGAAUUCAGUGAGGGAAAGAGAAGAAUUAGAAGCAAAUUUGAUGAAAAAAAUGCAAAUUGAUUUAGGGGAACUAAAUAAUACACUAGGCAUGGAAAGAAAAGCUAGAGAGGAAACAGAGGAAGCCCUACUCGCAAUGGUUAGAGAUGUGGUGUCGAGGAUAAAAGCAGAGCUUGAUCAAGAAAGGAAAGACAGAGAGACUUCAGAAGAGACGUUGUUAUCACUGCUAGAAGAAACAUGCUCAAAGCUGAAUGCUGUUAGCAAAUAUGCUUAA